Monoraphidium neglectum is the source of this 327-nucleotide messenger RNA. RefSeq names its product DNA topoisomerase I. NCBI's taxonomy places the organism in Eukaryota, Viridiplantae, Chlorophyta, Chlorophyceae, Sphaeropleales, Selenastraceae. Gene Ontology annotation, molecular function: DNA binding; DNA topoisomerase type I (single strand cut, ATP-independent) activity. The record is from RefSeq and is a predicted model, not a curated record. Gene Ontology annotation, cellular component: nucleolus; chromosome. Gene Ontology annotation, biological process: DNA topological change; chromosome segregation; DNA replication. The coding region runs from base 1 to 327 and encodes 108 amino acids. The transcript is spliced from 5 exons.
AUGGGCAAGGUCAAGAAGAGGGUCUACCCCCGCGACAUCACCAUCAACAUAGGCAAGGACGCGCCCGUGCCGCAGCACCCCUACCAGGGCCAGAGCUGGAAGGAGGUGCGCCACGACAACGGCGUCACGUGGCUGGCCUACUGGCGCGACACGGUCAACCCCAAGGAGUUCAAGUACGUGUGGCUGAGCGCCAACAGCACCUUCAAGAGCAGCAGCGACCUCCUUAAGUAUGAGAAGGCGCGCAAGCUGAAGGACUACAUUGACGACAUCCGGCGGCAGUACACCAAGGACUGGAGCAGCAGCGACAUGAGGAAGAAGCAGGAGUGA